GCCGCCGCGGGGCCUGGUAAUCGCCGGUUCAGCGCAGCCCGGAGUCGCCCAGGCCUGAACUCCUACCCAGGUCCCAGACCCCGGCCCCGGGCCCGCGAGGACACCGGAGGCCACCCCUAGGGGGUGGGGAGCGGAGCCGCGGGUCAGCUCUGCGAGCGCCCCGCGUUGGCCUGUCCCGCCCCGCCCCCGCCCCGGGCCAUGGCCCAGCCCUUGUCCCGGCCCCUCAUCCUAUCCCAAUCCCAGCCUUGGCCUCCGGUCCCGCCCUCGCCCCGUUUCCCAAAUCUGUCCCAGCCCCGGCGUGGGUCCCAGCGAAUGCCAAAGUCCGGGUCCCAGUCCAGGGUCCCCCUCCAGUCCCAGUCCUUGCCCCUGGCCUGGCUCCCAUCCCCGCCUAGGCUCUUAUUCCACCCCCUGUCACAAAUUCCAGCCCAACCUCUGCCCCCACCCCAUUCCCAGCAUUCGCUUAAGUCCCUGGCCCAACCUCGGCCCUUGCUCCGAUCCCCAUCACAGUCCCAUCUUCCAUCACACCUCCUGUCCUUAUUCAAACCCCAGUGCUCAGCCCAGCCCAAUCCAUUACCACAGCCUUUGCCCUCAUCUCUGUGUUUACCCAAGUCUCUUCCACUGGUCCCCCGCCCCUCUCAUACUCUGCCCCUCUCCCAGCCCCGACUCAGGUCUGGGCUCCAGCCGCCGCCAGCCCUAUUGCUGCUGUUGCUGUUCUCUGUCCUUGGUCCAGGGGCUGGAGGUCUUUUCCUGACUGAUUACUCCACCUGCUCACCUCGCAAGCUGAGUCCUUUCCGCUCCUUUGCCAGCACUGAGCUCUUCCACUUCCACGUUCCUGAAGACACAUUCCUGGCUGUUUGGAACCUCAUCAUAUUCAAGGAGCAGGGGGGAACCUUUGGAGAUCACUGCCCAGAUCAAAGUGUGACUGUGUAUUUCCGGUCCGGGGCACCUCCUGUCAUUAAUCCCCUGCACACACACUUCCCAGGAGACACAGCCGUGCCUGGGGUUUUCUCACUGACCCUCAGCUGGACACUGCCCAACCGCACCUCAGGCAUCUUUAACGUCAGCAGCCCCUUACCUGGGGACUGGUUCUUGGCUGCCCACCUUCCCCAGGCCCAUGGCCACAUCUCUGUCAAGGGUCUCCAGGAUGAGUGUCAGUACCUCCUUCAGCCACAGCUGAUUGUCCGGCGUUUGCUGGAUGUAGCAGUACUGGUUCCUGGCCGACCCUCAGAGCAAACUCUCUCUCCCCACAAUCGCUCAGCCCUGUAUAAGGUCUUUGUGCCCAGCUUCACUUACAGGGUUUCAGCGCAGCUGGUGUGUGUGGGGGGCCGAGGGGUGUCUGCCUGCCCUCUGACACUGCGCCUACGUCCCAAGGCCCCACCCUUGCACAACUCAAGCUCCGUGGCCUGUGGAGUUGCCUCAGUAUGCCAGCUGGAGCUGGCACUGCCCCCGUGGGGGCACUGGGUCUACGUGCGUGUGGAGACACCAUCCCGGGGCCCUGGCAGGACCAUCCGCUUCCAGCUAUGUGUGCGGCUUCAAGAGUGCCCACAGCCCAGCCUGUCCCGUGCCCUGGUCCCUGGAGCUGCUAUGAACAUGCCCCAAUCACUGGGAAACCAACCACUUCCUCCAGAGCCACCAUCCCUGGGGACUCCUGCAGAGGGCCCUGGGGCCACAUCUCCACCUGAGCACUGCUGGCCAGUGCGCCCGACUCUGCGCAAUGAACUGGACACCUUCUCUGUCCAUUUCUACAUCUUCUUUGGACCCAGUGUGGCUCUUCCACCUGAGCGCCCAGCUGUGUUUGCACUGAGGCUGUUGCCAGUUCUGGACAGUGGAGGCGUCCUCAGUUUGGAGCUCCAACUUAAUGCGAGCUCUGUUCACCAAGAAAAUGUGACAGUGUUUGGAUGCCUGACUCACGAGGUGCCCUUGAGCCUGGGGGAUGCUGCAGUGACCUGUUCCAAAGAGUCCCUGGCCGGCUUCCUCCUCUCAGUCAGUGUCACCUCCAGAGUAGCCAGGCUACGUAUCCCAUUUCCACAGACAGGGACCUGGUUCUUGUCUCUCCGCUCCUUGUGUGGUGUGGGGCCUCGGUUUGUGCAGUGUCACAACGCAACUGCUGAAGUGCGGCUGCGCACUUUCUUGUCCCCGUGUGUGGAUGACUGUGGACCCUAUGGCCAGUGCAAGCUGCUGCGCACGCAUAACUAUCUAUAUGCAGCCUGCGAGUGCAAGGCUGGAUGGCGGGGCUGGGGCUGUACCGACAGUGCUGACGCACUCACCUAUGGAUUCCAGCUGCUGUCCACGCUCCUACUCUGCCUGAGCAACCUCAUGUUUUUGCCACCCGUGGUCCUGGCCAUUCGGAGCCGGUAUGUGCUGGAAGCUGCCGUCUAUGCCUUCACCAUGUUCUUCUCAACGUUCUAUCAUGCCUGUGACCAGCCAGGCAUUGUGGUUUUCUGCAUCAUGGACUACGAUGUGCUGCAGUUCUGUGAUUUCCUGGGCUCUCUAAUGUCUGUGUGGGUCACUGUCAUUGCCAUGGCUCGGCUACAGCCUGUGGUAAAGCAGGUGCUGUAUUUAUUGGGGGCUAUGCUGCUGUCCAUGGCUCUGCAGCUUGACCGACAUGGACUCUGGAACCUACUGGGACCCAGUCUCUUCGCUCUGGGAAUCUUGGCCACAGCCUGGACAGUACGCAGUGUCCGCCGCAGGCACUGCUACCCACCCACGUGGCGCCGCUGGCUUUUCUACUUGUGCCCAGGCAGCCUUAUUGCAGGCAGUGCUGUCCUUCUCUAUGCUUUUGUGGAGACCCGGGACAACUACUUCUACAUUCAUAGCAUUUGGCAUAUGCUUAUCGCUGGCAGCGUGGGUUUCUUACUGCCUCCUCGUGCCAAGACUGACCGCCGGGUCCCAUCUGGAGCCCGGGCCAGAGGCUGUGGAUACCAACUGUGCAUCAAUGAGCAAGAGGAACUGGGCCUUGUGGGCUCAGGAGGGACCACCGUCAGCAGCAUCUGUGCCAGCUGAGAGGAGCUUUGGGCCAGGCCCCUGGGAUAUGAACCCUUCCUAUGGUUCUUCCUGGGGGUGUGGAGCCCUCUUGGGGACAAGAGACAAGUGGUAUUUCUUGAUGACAUGGAACGUUUCUCAAGGACAUUAGACUCUUUCAGGGACCUGGAACCCUUCCCAGGACACGGGGAACUUCCUGAGGGCUUGGAGUUCUUCUGCAACCAUGGAAUUCUUCUUAAGGACUGGAGCUAUGCAGAGCAAAGAGCCCCCUCAGGACCAAGGAGUUCCUCCUAGAGGCAUGGAGCCUCUAGGUUAUGGAGCCCUCCUAUAGACAUAAAAAAUUUACUUCUUAGGGAGAUACCA
Messenger RNA from Sciurus carolinensis (gray squirrel), 3345 nucleotides. It is a transcript of the gene Tmem8b, whose product is annotated as transmembrane protein 8B. Gene Ontology annotation, cellular component: plasma membrane. Lineage: Eukaryota; Metazoa; Chordata; Mammalia; Rodentia; Sciuridae. Bases 199 to 3003 code for a protein of 934 amino acids. The record is from RefSeq and is a predicted model, not a curated record. The transcript has 13 exons.